CUUCCCCUUCCCAACGCUCUCGCUGCAGAGGAAAGGCGAAGAUGGCGAUGACCGUCGAAGGUGCUGCACUCGCGUUCAUGUUCUCCACGAGUAUUCUACUGCAGAUACUGGCAUGCGCUUUGUACAGCAACUGGUGGCCCAUGUUAGCAGCUCUCAUGUACGUCCUUGUACCAAUGCCAUGCCUGUUUUUUGGUGGUGGAUCCACACACUUCUUGACCAGCAGAGAAGGUGGAGGGUGGAUUAAUGCUGCAAAAUUCUUGACUGGUGCAUCGGCCAUGGGAAGCCUUGCUAUUCCAGCAAUUCUGAGGCAUGCUGGCUUAAUCGAGACCGGGGCCAUGUUCAUCGAGUUCACGUCCUUCUUCAUCCUUGUAUGCACAGUGCUGUGCUUCCAUAGGGCGACUCUGGAUGAAGACUGGUAAAUGCGCAUUUCACCGACACCCUGAACCCUAGCGGUUCUUGGCUGCUUCUGUCCAUGCUAAGAAAUAUUCCUGUUGGAAGCUAACAUGGAUCUGUACAAAGAAGCGUAUUUCGAGCGUAGCCGUAGCUGAUGUCUUAUGUAGACACUUGUGAAGAUUAUGUGGUCAUGUGGCAAUGCAGAUGUUAUUACCUUCACUUUGACUUUGUCGUCACAUGUUCUAUGGUGAAGGAAGGAAUCAUCCGUGUAAACCAUGGCCAGGGCACGCCCUACUUGGCUCCUAAUUCUAUCGCAGGCUUUGGGGUUAACCUAUUAUGAAUGGAAUAAUAGGAUCUUGAUGACCGAAAGAAAAGGGAGAGCUAAUUAGUCACAUGGCUCGGCCGAUGUAUUUUUUUUUCAUGUUUGCAUUCAUGAAUCUGUCUAGGAUAUUACAUAUUGUGGUCUGAAUCUUUAUAAAUCACUUGUUUUGCGGUCUGAAUCUUUAUAAA
Molecule: messenger RNA, 903 nt
Organism: Zea mays
Lineage: Eukaryota; Viridiplantae; Streptophyta; Magnoliopsida; Poales; Poaceae
Biological process (GO): late endosome to vacuole transport via multivesicular body sorting pathway
Cellular component (GO): endosome
Source: RefSeq, marked validated